AUGAGCAGUAAUUUUGAAAUAUCACAAUGUUGUUCAAGGAAGGAGCCAAUACGUCGAUUUGGUAUAGAUGUGUCGGGCAUGAACGAUCGCCAGCGUAAGCGUGUAGGCUACUGGCUAUUUCUAUGCGCAGGGAUGUGCUAUGGAGCAGUUGCAAUCGGUGGACUCACUAGACUGACGGAAUCUGGUUUGAGUAUGGUGAACUGGGAUUUAUUUCGGACUAUGAGGCCACCGUUGAGUCAGAAAGAGUGGGAAGAGGAGUUCGAACGGUAUAAGCAGUAUCCUGAGUACAAGUAUAAGUCUUCAAAUGAAGAGAUGACUUUGGCACAGUUCAAAUUCAUUUGGAACAUGGAGUAUGGUCAUCGCAUGUGGGGUCGAGCCAUUGGCAUUGUUUUCUUGCUGCCCUGUGCCUAUUUUUGGGCGCGUGGGUACUUCCCAACUACCAUGAAGAGACGUAUGGCAAUCGCAACAGCUCUCAUCCUUGCACAGGGCGGCAUCGGUUGGUGGAUGGUAAAGUCAGGCUUGGAUCCGUCGAGUAAUUCUGAAUCCAGUGUUCCAAGAGUCUCGCAGUAUCGACUGGCAACACACCUGACCAUAGCAUUCCUGCUCUAUUCACUUUUCUUGUACAAUGGAAUCAGCCAUUUUGUGGCACCACAAGUGCAGUUGGCAACAUUACCCAAGUUCGGCAUGUUGCGAGGACUUUCCCAUAGCGCCAAAGCACUUGUUUUCAUCACUGCGUUUAUGGGAGCAUUCGUAGCUGGACUGGACGCCGGUUUGGUUUAUAAUUCAUGGCCCAAGUUUGCUGAAAGCUGGAUACCGGAAAAUAUGCUCACACGAUCGCCGUUAUGGAAGGAUUUCUUCGAGAAUGACGUUACCGCACAGUUUACGCAUAGAAAUUUGGGUUACCUAACAUUGUUGACAAUCACGGCUACAUGGUUGGUUGGACGCCGAAUGGGCUUGCAUCGUCGUGCUAAAAUAGCCCUCCAUGCUACCAUGGCCAUGGCCUACAGCCAGGUUGCACUUGGUAUCUACACAUUGUUGUAUUAUGUGCCUGUUUGGUUGGCGUCAUUACAUCAGUGUGGCUCUAUGAAUCUUCUGGGACUUGCACUGUGGCUAACCAACGAACUACGGCGCGUACCCAAGUAA
This is a messenger RNA of Cooperia oncophora, 1143 nucleotides long. Lineage: Eukaryota; Metazoa; Nematoda; Chromadorea; Rhabditida; Trichostrongylidae. The record is from the annotation of a GenBank genome assembly.